GACGCAAGUAUGGACAUAAUAGCCUAUGAUGAUUACUCCAGUCCACCGCUUCAGAGAUAUUGAAAGGAAACCUGAAUACCUCCAGCCAGAAAAGUGUGUUCCACCUCCUAGCCGCGCUUCCCUGGGAACAAUGUGGUUUAUUCGAGAUGGCUGUGGUAUUGCAUGUGCUGUCGUUACCUGGAUGCUGGUGUUCUAUGCCGACUUUGUAGUCCUUCUUGUCAUGCUAGUUCCAUCGAGAGAUUAUGUUUAUAGUGUCAUCAAUGGCACACUGUUCAACACCUUGGCUUUCCUCGCUUUGGCUUCACAUUUUCGUGCUAUGCUGACAGACCCAGGUGCUGUACCCAAAGGUAAUGCCACAAAGGAAUUCAUUGAGAGUUUACAGCUAAAGCCAGGACAGGUGGUUUACAAGUGCCCAAAGUGUUGUAGCAUCAAACCUGACAGAGCACAUCACUGCAGUGUAUGCAAGAGGUGUAUUCGGAAAAUGGACCAUCACUGCCCGUGGGUCAAUAACUGUGUAGGAGAGAAUAACCAGAAGUACUUUGUACUGUUUACAAUGUAUAUAGCACUGAUUUCCCUGCAUGCUCUAAUCAUGGUGGGAUUUCACUUCUUGUAUUGCUUUGAAGAAGACUGGACAAAAUGCAGUUCCUUCUCUCCACCAACUACAGUGAUUCUUCUCAUCCUCUUGUGUUUUGAGGCUCUCCUAUUUCUCAUCUUCACCUCGGUUAUGUUUGGGACCCAAGUACACUCCAUCUGCACUGAUGAAACGGGAAUAGAACAGUUGAAAAAGGAAGAGAGAAGAUGGGCUAAAAAAACAAAAUGGAUGAACAUGAAAGCAGUAUUUGGCCAUCCGUUCUCUAUAGCAUGGCUUAGCCCAUUCGCGACACCAGACCAAGGAAAAGCAGACCCGUACCAGUAUGUGGUCUGAGGAAUUCUUGACCAGCAUUUCCGCUAAAAUAGAAACAUAUUACAGCACUACUGUUACAAAUUUUCCAUGAAUGUUUAAAACAAAAAGCAAAGCAAACUUUUUUUAUGUCUAUUGAAUGGCUGAUAAUUGCAGAGAAAAAAAAGCCCUGUAUUCCACAAUUUUAGAUGAUUCUGUAUCUCUGGCUGAAACUGCUGCUGCUUUUCUUUUUUUUUUUUUUUUUUUUUUUUCUUUUUCUGUCUUUUUUUUUUUAAUCUUGUUAACUUUACUGGCCUUUGUUUCUCUCUGCUUUCUGUAUGGCGUAACUAAUGUGAAGGGGAUCCUCUUUCUCUGUUGUGACCCCCCUCUUCUGAGUAGAUUCUCAUGCUGUCUCCUGAGUGUGGUGAGCUCUGUGGAAGACAUGUGAGUGCCAACAGCCCUACACAGACACCUCUGGACUUCCUGAAGGAGCACAUUGCUCUUUUGUAAGUGAACUUGAACGAGGAAGCAGACACUUCACUUACCAAAAGGUGCAAGACAAGAACGUGACACAGCAAGAGAGCCAGUUGACCUGGUGAUCGCAUACAGUUAAAGUACUUAAAACAAACGUUGCCAACGCCAGUUCUUACCCCAGCCUCCUUUU
Cariama cristata (Red-legged seriema) is the source of this 1544-nucleotide messenger RNA. It is a transcript of the gene ZDHHC3, whose product is annotated as zinc finger, DHHC-type containing 3. The record is from RefSeq and is a predicted model, not a curated record. The transcript has 6 exons. Gene Ontology annotation, molecular function: protein-cysteine S-palmitoyltransferase activity. Bases 26 to 925 code for a protein of 299 amino acids. NCBI's taxonomy places the organism in Eukaryota, Metazoa, Chordata, Aves, Cariamiformes, Cariamidae. Gene Ontology annotation, cellular component: endoplasmic reticulum; Golgi apparatus. Gene Ontology annotation, biological process: protein targeting to membrane; peptidyl-L-cysteine S-palmitoylation.